Carassius gibelio (silver crucian carp) is the source of this 4768-nucleotide messenger RNA. RefSeq names its product semaphorin-5A. Gene Ontology annotation, molecular function: chemorepellent activity; semaphorin receptor binding. The record is from RefSeq and is a predicted model, not a curated record. The coding region runs from base 433 to 3678 and encodes 1081 amino acids. The transcript is spliced from 23 exons. Gene Ontology annotation, biological process: neural crest cell migration; negative regulation of axon extension involved in axon guidance; axon extension. Lineage: Eukaryota; Metazoa; Chordata; Actinopteri; Cypriniformes; Cyprinidae.
GUUGCGUCGCGUCGCUCUUAGUGCAGACACGGGGCUGUCGCUCUCUUAUGGCACCGGAGCGCUUCACACAAACUGCCCAGAGGGUUGGACUCCGCGACACUGCUGCACGUCUCUCACUGUCGUCUAAGUAGUGAAAGUCAUUGGGUCUUAUCUGCGUUUGUUACCGGUUGAGUUCAUGUAGAAAGCUGUGCUCUUACGGACUAUUCCCACGUUGCGGACUGUAGAGAUCUUGGGAUUACUACACGUCACAUAUUUCACAGAACUCACGGACUCUGCGCUUCUCCUCACCUACAUGUUCAGGAGGAAUAUCGUGGCACUUUAUUUAAGAAAGAAAGUUGGACAAGUUUGGAACGACACAAGGAUUUCCUUGGCAGAUGCUCAGUGUCCUAUGCUCCUGCCCCAGCAGUACUGAGCAGAGUCCCGUGGACGCCCAUGGCUCCCCCCGUGGAGCGAACGCCCCUGGCCCACUGCCUCAUCCUGGUGCACAGCCUGCUGCUGCUGUUGCCCAGAGGAGUGCCUUGCCGGGGGGCCACACGGGCCCCGGAGUCCCCCUGCCAUAGAGCUGAACACCCGCUCAUCUCUCACACAGAAAUCGAGCCUUGGAUCCAUCGAUUCAGAGCUGAGGGCACCGUCGAUUAUUCACAGCUGACCUUUGACCCCGGCCAGAACGAACUAAUCGUGGGCGCAAGAAAUCAUCUCUUCAGGCUACAUUUAGAGGAUCUUUCAUUGAUCCAGGAGGCAGAAUGGCAUUGUGAUGAGUUUACAAAAGGAGCCUGUUUCAGUCGAGGCAAAUCAGAGGAGGAGUGCCAGAAUUACAUCCGUGUUCUACUCAUCAACGGCGACAGGCUGUUUACAUGUGGAACAAAUGCGUUCACUCCAAUUUGCACCAAUCGCACGCUGACUAACCUGACCGAGGUCCAUGAUCAAAUCAGUGGGAUGGCACGGUGCCCCUAUAACCCUCUGCAUAAUUCUACUGCGCUCAUCACUUCCAGCGGGGAGCUGUAUGCUGCCACGGCUAUGGACUUUUCCGGCAGGGACCCGGCAAUCUACCGCAGCCUGGGAGGACUUCCCCCUCUGCGUACUGCUCAAUACAACUCCAAAUGGCUCAAUGAGCCCAACUUCGUUUCCUCCUAUGACAUUGGCAACUUCACCUACUUCUUCUUCCGUGAGAAUGCCGUGGAGCAUGACUGCGGCAGGACGGUGUUCUCUCGUGCCGCCCGUGUCUGCAAGAAUGACAUCGGGGGCCGUUUUCUGCUGGAAGACACCUGGACCACCUUUAUGAAGGCCAGGCUUAAUUGCUCAAGGCCGGGCGAGAUCCCAUUCAACUACAACGAGCUGCAGGGAACCUUUUUCCUGCCUGAACUCGAGCUUCUCUAUGGGAUUUUCACCACUAAUGUCAACAGCAUUGCCGCAUCAGCAGUGUGCACCUUCAAUCUGAGCGCUAUUACCCAAGUGUUCACUGGGCCUUUCAAGUACCAGGAGAGCUCCCGCUCCGCUUGGCUGCCCUACCCCAAUCCCAACCCUGACUUUCAGUGUGGCACUAUAGAUUACGGAUCCUAUGUGAACUUGACAGAGAGGAAUUUGCAGGAUGCCCAGAAGUUCAUUCUGAUGCACGAGGUGGUGCAGCCCGUCGUUCCUGUGCCAUACUUCAUGGAGGACAAUGUGCGCUUCUCCCAUGUGGCUGUGGAUGUAGUUCAGGGCAAAGACAUGCUCUAUCACAUCAUUUAUCUAGCAACAGAUUACGGCACUAUUAAGAAGGUGCUCUCUCCGCUGAACCAGACCAUGGGUAGUUGUUUGCUGGAUGAGAUUGAACUUUUCCCCCCAAAGAAGAGGCAGCCAGUCCGCAGCCUGCUUAUACUUCACAGUCGCAGUGAGCUAUUUGUGGGAGUCAGAGAUCAGGUCAUCAAAAUCCCCCUGAUGCGCUGCAACUUCCACAAGUCUAGAGAUGCCUGUGUGGGGGCCAGAGAUCCAUACUGCGGCUGGGAUCUGGUGCUCAAGAAAUGCACCACCCUGGAAGAAAGCGUCAGCAUGAGCCAAUGGGAACAAAGCAUCACACGGUGUCCUGUGAGGAAUGUGACCGUGGAUGGUCAUUUUGGAGCCUGGUCAGGAUGGAAAGCUUGCAGUCAUAGUGAUGGCGGCAGUGUUGGUUCAUGCCAGUGUCGGACUCGAGCGUGUGACAGUCCGAGCCCUCAGUGUGGAGGGCAGCCAUGCCAAGGAAUCAGUGUUGAGGUGGCCAACUGUUCCAGAAACGGGGCAUGGACACCAUGGACGGCAUGGGCUCCUUGCAGCACCAGCUGCGGGAUUGGAUUCCAGGUCCGGCAGCGUUCCUGCAGCAACCCCACUCCCCGCCAUGGAGGACGUGUUUGUGUGGGCCAGAACCGUGAAGAGAGAUACUGCAAUGAGCACCUACCCUGCCCCCCACAUGUCUAUUGGUCAGCAUGGUCUCCAUGGGAACGCUGCACAGUUCCAUGCGGCGGUGGGAUCCAGUCGCGACGACGAACGUGUGAGAAUGGAAACGAAUGCCCGGGAUGCAGUGUUGAAUUCCAGUCUUGUAAUACCCUCCCUUGCCCGGAUCUGAAGAAGACCACUCCCUGGACCCCAUGGACGCCGGUGAAUAUCUCAGAUAAUGGCGGCCACUAUGAGCAGCGGUUCAGAUACACCUGUAAGGCAAGAGUAACGGAGCCCAGUCUGCUGGAAGUAGGGAGACAGCGGAUUGAGAUGAGGUACUGCUCCAGCGACGGCUCCACGGGCUGCUCCACAGAUGGAGACUUGCUGCGUUUGGGACGGAUCACUGGAUUGACCGUAAAUGGAGGCUGGUCUGUCUGGGGCCCUUGGAGCCAAUGUAGUCAGGACUGUAGCUCAGGUGUCCGAAACCGCAAACGCACCUGCUCCAACCCCAAACCCAAAUAUGGAGGAAUCACCUGCCUCGGUCCUGCCCAAGAGUUCCAGGAGUGCAAUACUACACCAUGUCCAGUGGAUGGGAGCUGGUCGUGCUGGUCGCCUUGGUCUAAAUGCUCAGUGACAUGUGGAGGAGGCCACUACAUGCGCACACGCACCUGUAACAACCCUCCACCUGCCUACGGAGGUGACAUCUGCCUGGGUUUGCAUACUGAAGAGGCCCUCUGCAACAUCCAACCCUGCCCUGAGAGCUGGUCUGAUUGGUCUGAAUGGUCCCCCUGUGACUCAUCAGGGUCUCAGGUUCGCCUGCGUCACUGUGCCGUCCUGUUUCCCACCGGCAACCAGUGCUCGGGCAACAGCAGUGAAACUCGUGCCUGCCUGCCCAUCUCUAACUUCAUCCCAGAAACGUCUGUUGCACGUUCAAGUCAGGAGGAAAGAUGGUGUGGAGACUUCAAUGUGUUCCACAUGAUCGCCGUGGGCCUGAGCAGCUCCAUACUCGGCUGUCUGGUGACCCUUCUGGUGUACACUUACUGUCAGAGAUACCAGCAGCAGUCCCAUGAUGCCACGGUCAUCCACCCCAUCUCCGCCGCCCCACUCAACACCAGCAUCACCAACCACAUCAACAAACUGGACAAGUACGACUCAGUUGAAGCCAUUAAGGCUUUCAAUAAGAAUAACUUGAUCCUGGAGGAAAGAAAUAAGUAUUUCAACCCUCAGCUUGCAGGAAAAACAUAUACCAAUGCAUACUUCACUGACGUCAACACUUAUGACGACUUUUAAAAAUGGAUCUGUUAUUCCAGUCUUCAUCACAUUAACUUCAGCACCUAGUGAUUUUCAUUUUUGCCUCUUUUUCUCUGAUUUCACGUGGGACUGUUUAAUGCCGCACAGAACCGUUUUCACAGUUAACAAGGACAUCAUGCUCCCCAGUUGUGCGGACGUCUUUAAAUGAAAUUGAACUGUGGUGGACAAAUAAAGCAGGCGAUUUAAUUCAACCAAGAUGCCAAUAAACUCUCGCCGUAGAGAUGGCACAUGGACACUUUGCAUGAUUCCCAUCUAAUGUGUUUUCCUUUAUUGUUGCUUCAUUUAUUUGCAUGGUUGGUCGCAUUCCAGUGUUUGUGGGCGGUGCCUGUGUCCUAAAUGGGUGGAGCCUUUUUGGACUGCUUUGUUUCCUGUGCCGAAUCAGAAGCCCCUGUGCCUCACUGAGGACCUACAGUGGUCUCCAGUGCAUCUGCCUGCCCUAUCACAGGGUUUACCACAACAGAUAUACAGAAUCCAUAUGUAGAUACCACGGUCUCCGAAAAAUGUGUUAAUGUAUCUUUCAAUAUGGGCCUCUUGUUAGUCGAGCUCUUAACAGUGGGAAUCUCAGUGUUUUUGUUGUAAAAUACACUUUUCAUGAUGCAUAUGUCAAUGUAGCUUUUAUAGAGGAGUCUAUUCAGAAAAAAAAAUGUUAGUUUGUUUCAAAGUAACCCUGUUCAGUCACCAAAACAAGAAUUGUCAUAUUAACAUUCGUCUUUAUGUGGUGUAAGGUCUGCAAAAAAGAGAAUGUGAAACGCUACAUGACCUUUUUAUGUAAAACAUUGAUCAUUUGAAUAUUAUCGACAUGUUUCUAUUUGUUCAGAUGUUUAAUAGUUCGAGAUUUCAUGAGAAAACAAGUAUUAUCUGUAAGAACAAACUGCUUUUUAGCCCCCCCAAAAAAAACUUAUUUUCAGCUUUUAUUUUCUUUAUUUGAAUACAUUUACUUAUAAACUUAACCAUCCAUCCAUUAUGGAGUGGUGCUUGGGAAUCCACUUUUUUCAAUUUUUACUAAUUCUUUUCUACUUGUAAAACUUUGUUUGCUUGUUUUGUGCAUAAAUUAAAAUUGCUUCAUAUA